AUAGUUGUGCCAGAUGCAGCCACCCUGUAUAUAGGGAUGUCAAUCCAACCCGUAACCAUGGGUACCCUACCCGAUCGUAACCGGUCAACGAGGAUAAUUACCCUCUUUGACGGGUUGAGGGGCGGGUAAGGGUAAUACCCGGUUUCAAAAUAAAGUGUAGGGUAUGGGUAUGGUAAUCGAUAGUACCCGUCUAGUUAUACCCGCCCAGCGAACAGUUACAAGUAUUGAGAAUUUUUAAUGGACAACAAUAUGUAUGUGCAUAUAUGUGUAUAAGUUCAUAGUUUAGGAUUCGUACCCAUGGUUACCCGAAUACCCGUGGUUACCCGGUGGGUAGGGUAUGGUUAUAUAAUUUUCAUACCCGGUGGUUAUUUGGUCGGGUAUUUUAGGAGGCUCUACCCGGCGGGUUAGGAGUUGGUAUAGGGUAAGCCCGCACCCGACCCUACCCAUUGCCAUUCCUACCUGUAUGGAAGAAACUAUGGAAGCAAAAUGUUCCCCCGAAAGUUAGGAUUUCCUCGGGAGAUUUGCUAAGGAUUCACUCCCCGCCAGUGUGGAAGUUAAUGCUCAUAAUCCCAAAUGGAGUGGUAGAUGCCCGUUCUGUGAUCAAAUUGAGACUUAGGCACAUACAUUGGGCGACUGUGAUUGGGGAAGGCGCAUUUGGCGAUCAUCUCCUGUGGCGGUCUGUUUCGAGAAGAAGGUUGGCGAAGACUGCCUAGCUUGGUUUAAGGCGGUGAUUGAUGGAGUUGAGCAAGGCCUAUUGGAGUCAUGGAGUGUCCUCCUGUACAAUAUAUGGAAAGAGCGAAAUGCUCAUUUGUUCAAUGUUAGCUGAUUAUCAGUUAAGGCAAGAAAAGGAGCACAACAUGCAGGUCGCUACCCCUGUGAAGAGAUGGACUGCACUGCCCUUUGGCAGAAUUAAAAUCAACUCGGACGUGGGUAUUUUGCCGGGAGGAGGAGCAAGGCUUGGUGUUAUGGUGCGAGACUCAACAGGUCGAUUUCUUUUUGCAGUAGCAAAGCAGUUUAUUACAUGCAUAUGGGAUCCAGAGGAUGCAGAAGCCUUGGCGGUUGAGCUCGGUGUGCAUAAGGUGGUUCAACUUCAUCUAAUGAACCCGAGUUUGGAGACAGACUGCUUGAACCUUGUGGUAGAUAUUACCCAGGCCGAAAGAAGCAGAAUUGAAAAGGAAAUUGUCUGGAGAAACAUACGCCGAUUGCUCGAACAGUUGGGAGAGACUUCAUGGCAGCAGGCACCAAGAGAAGCCAACGUGGCGGCCCAUACCAUGGCGCACGUGAAAACAAUAUGGAAUGAAAUGUAGGUUUGGGUAGAUAGGACCACGAUCAUCCUAUUAGAUCGCUAAAGUUGGACAAUGUAACCUCUCUUGCUAAUUAAUGAAAAUGCUCCAGGUUCCCUUUAAAAAAUAACAAGCCCUUUUAUAAUUAUCUUAAGUCAAUAUAAUAAUCCUUAAAUUUAAACAAAUACAUGUGUGCUUUAUUAGGGUUAGUUUAGGCAAAUGAAAUUAAGUUCUUAAAGUUCAAUAUUUCUAAUUGAUUGUUUAGAUCAGGAUUUUUGGGCUACAAAGACAUGUUUAGAGUAAUGUUUUAGGGAAUUUUAAAUAUUUGUAAAAAUUCUAAUGAAGGUUGUCAACAUAAACCUAUACAUUAUUUUUCAGCUUGGCCUCUUGAAUUUUAUGAACAAAAGGACUUGAUUGCACCAUGAAGGUGUUUGUGGGUGAGCUAAAGGAAAGGAAGCACGACGGUUCUUGCCCAGGUGGUAGGGCAAUGACGAAAAAGGGCAGAAAGCAAAGGGUCUAAAACCCCUAAUAUUUCCACCCACGGACAGACAUUAAUGCAGUAUACGUCCCUAAGCUUUAUAUCCCCGCCUCGUAUUCUACGCUCGUUCACUCACCCAUCUUUUAUCAGCAAGCCUUUAAGAAGGAAGCAAUCACAGUUCGCUUGUUUCACGGUACCCCCCUAAAAUAAAAGGGGGGAAGGGCGGCUUAUAGCCUUGAAAGGCAUACAGAAUAGUGGAAGUACCACUCGAUAUUCCUUUUUUUUUUCCUCGUUGGUUCUUCUUUUAAAUCACUUGUUGUUCCAGUUUGAAGUCCGAAGAUCCCAGUAAGAAAUUGGACGAAGCCCGAAUCGUUUUCUUAUUCUAUUAUACGAGAUUUAAAUUUCGAGUUUUGAAAAAGAGUUUAAACAGUAAUAAACUUUAUUGUGAUUU
Linum trigynum is the source of this 2212-nucleotide messenger RNA. The record is from the annotation of a GenBank genome assembly. Lineage: Eukaryota; Viridiplantae; Streptophyta; Magnoliopsida; Malpighiales; Linaceae.